AGACGCAGCGGGACGCCGAGUUGGAGCAGAUUAAACGGACGCCCCACAAACGCUGUUGAAAACGGUUCGGGAAAAACCAAAAUAAAACCCACGUCAGCGUGUACGACCACGACGCAAACCUUAAGGCAUGGAUGAAACGGUGGUCCGUCCUUCGUUGUGUCAGUUGAACUGGGGGAAAAUGAAGAAGUUUAAUAUUCGGAAGGUGCUAGACGGCCUGACGGCUGUGUCGUCCCCAUCACCGUCCCCGCACGUCGGGGCUAAGGAGAACGACUUCAUCAUCCCGGAGACCCUUCAAUCCGAGCACUUUCAGCUUUGCAAGACGGUCCGUCAUGGCUUUCCAUAUCAGCCGUCCUCUAUGGCGUUCGACCCGGUCCAGAAAAUCCUCGCCGUCGGGACCCAAAGCGGAGCGCUACGACUAUUUGGUCGCCCCGGUGUGGAAUGCUACUGUCAGCAUGAGAGUGGAGCGGCCGUUAUCCAGUUACAGUUCCUUAUCAAUGAGGGGGCGCUAGUGAGUGCUUUAGCUGAUGACAGUGUUCACUUGUGGAACCUGCGUCAGAAGAGACCAGCCGUGCUGCACUCCCUCAAGUUCAACAGGGAGAGGAUAACAUUCUGUCAUCUGCCUUUCCAAAGUAAGUGGUUGUAUGUUGGCACUGAACGAGGAAAUAUCCACAUUGUAAACGUGGAGUCCUUCACCCUCUCAGGAUACACUAUCAUGUGGAACAAAGCCAUUGAACUUUCCUCCAAGGCCCACCCUGGUCCUGUCGUCCACAUAAGUGAUAACCCAAUGGAUGAAGGCAAGCUCAUAAUAGGAUUUGAGUCUGGCAUCGUGGUACUGUGGGAUUUGAAAUCGAAGAAGGCAGACUACCGCUACACAUACGACGAGGCGAUCCAUUCUGUGGCCUGGCACCAUGAGGGGAAACAGUUCAUCUGCAGUCACUCAGAUGGCACACUGACCAUAUGGAAUAUAAAGUCCCCAGCCAAGCCUGCACAGACAAUCACCCCACAUGGAAAGCAGCCCAAGGAUGGAAAAAAGCCAGAACCAUGCAAACCCAUUCUCAAAGUAGAGUACAAGACAACAAGAACAGGGGAUCCCUUCAUGAUCCUAUCAGGCGGUUUAUCAUAUGACACGGUGGGCCGGCGGCCAUGUUUGACUGUGAUGCACGGGAAGAGCACGGCAGUGCUGGAGAUGGAUUAUCCCAUUGUAGACUUCCUCACACUCUGUGAAACGCCAUAUCCUAAUGAUUUUCAGGAACCUUAUGCUGUAGUCGUCCUUCUGGAAAAGGAUUUAGUUGUUAUCGACCUUGCACAAAAUGGCUACCCUAUCUUUGAGAACCCAUAUCCCUUGACGAUCCACGAGUCUCCCGUGACGUGUUGUGAGUAUGUCGCUGACUGCCCCGCAGAUCUUAUUCCUGCACUUUACUCGGUCGGCUCUCGCCAGAAACGUCAGGGCUACAGCAAAAAGGAAUGGCCUAUUAAUGGUGGAAACUGGGGCCAAGCCACACAAAGCUACCCUGAAAUAAUAAUAACCGGCCAUGCUGAUGGUUCAUUGAAGUUUUGGGAUGCCUCUGCAAUAAUGCUCCAGGUGUUGUACAAGCUGAAGACAGCCAAGGUCUUUGAGAAGGCACGCGGAAAGGAUGACAAGCCAAGCACGGAGAUCGUGGACGAGGACCCGUUCGCCGUGCAGCUCCUGUCAUGGUGUCCGGACAGCCGCGUGCUGGCUGUCACCGGUGUGUCCGCCCACGUCAUCAUAUACAGGUUCAGCAAGCAGGAGAUCACCACCGAGGUCAUCCAGUUACUGGAGGUCAGAUUGCAGUAUGAACUAAAUGACCUUGAGUCACCAGAAGCGGGUGGGGACCAGACACCAGCGCCUCCUGCUUCCAGCACCUCCCCUAGUCCACAGACCGCCGCCCCCCAGACACACCAUUCCACCAGCAGCAACUCGUCAGAUGGAAUUAGAGAUAACGUGCCCUGCCUGAAGGUACGCAGUAGCCCCCUGAAGCAGUCUCCUGGCUAUCAGGUGGAGUUGGUCAUACAGCUGGUGUGGGUCAGCGGAGAGCCGCCCCAGCAGAUCAGCAGCCUGGCCAUCAACUCCGCAUACGGCCUGGUGGUGUUUGGCAAUAGCAAUGGUCUAGCGGUGGUAGAUUACCUCCAGAAAACUGUUCUCUUGAAUCUGAACACCAUGGAACUGUAUGGAUCUAAUGACCCCUCCCAGAGACAACCGCGCUCACCUCGAAAGAGCAGGCAACCUUCUGGAGGGCUCUGCGACAUAAGUGAGGUAUCAGCAACAUCAGAGGACCGCUGCAAAUCCCCCACCUCAGUCUUGACGCCAAACCACCAUCAGUUCUACAAUGGCGGAGGUAGAGCAAAGAUGUCACGGAAAUUAAGCUUGCCUACUGAGCUAAAGCCCGACUUGGUCCUGCUCUCUGUAUGUCCCCCGCGUGGUGCCGUCCCCCUAGACAACAGGGACAACUCCUUCAGCCGGUCAAGGAGCUCCAGCGUGACUAGCAUAGACAAGGAGGGCCGAGAGGCAAUCACGGCAUUCUACUUCUGCGAGACAUAUGCACGCAGAGUAGACGUCGCUCCGACACCGGCCCUGUGGGUGGGCACGUCCUUGGGCACACUCCUCACCAUCUCCCUGGGUUUGCCCCCUGCUGGAGAGCAGAGGUUACUGCAGCCGGUCAUCGUCUCGCCUGGUGGCACCCUCAUCAAGCUAAAGGGCAGCAUCGUCCGGAUGGCCUUCCUGGACGCCACGGGCUCCCUUUUGCCACCCGCCUCAGAGGCGUGGCAUGAGCCCAAUGCACCGGCCAAUGGUGAGGAGCGGGAGCGGCCACGGAGGAGGCGGCCAGCGUCGGCCUCGCCCCCUGCCGGUGCCCAGGAGCUGCCUGAGAGCCAGUAUGCCGUGGUGUGCUCGGAGAAGCAGGCCAAGGUGAUUGCACUGCCUUCACAGGCCUGCGCCUUCAAGCACAAUAUAACGGAGACAUCCUUUGUGCUGCGGGCUGACAUGGUGCAGGUGGGCACCGGCGUCUGCCUGGCCUGUUUCUGUGCCAACGGGCAUAUCAUGACACUCAGUUUGCCGGGACUGAGACCACUGCUGGAUGUCAACUACCUGCCCCUGACAGACAUGCGGAUAGCCAGGACUUUCUGCUUCACCAAUCUGGGCCAGGCCAUGUACCUGACAUCCCCCACAGAGAUCCAGCGGAUCACCUACAGCCAGGAUGUCUGUGAGAACCUGCAGGAGAUGCUUAGUGAGCUGUUCACUCCAGUAGAGACCCCAGAAGCUCCGAACAGGGGAUUCUUCAAAGGCCUUUUUGGAGGAGGAGCACAGUCGCUGGACAGAGAAGAGCUCUUCGGGGAGUCUGGGGCAGGAAAGGCAUCUCGAAGCCUUGCCCAGCACAUUCCUGGCCCAGGUGGCAUCGAGGGCAUGAAGGGUGCAGCAUCGGGCAUCGUAGGCGACCUGGCCCGGGCGAGGAUAGCGCUGGAUGAGCGAGGCCAGAAGCUCAGCGAGGUGGAGGAGAGGACGGCAGCCAUGAUGGCCAGCGCUGAUUCGUUCUCUAAACACGCCCAUGAGAUGAUGUUGAAGUGUAAGGACAAGAAGUGGUACCAGUUCUGACCUCUGGACCAGGACAGAUCCACCUUCCUACAGAGCAUCAUCCUUUUCUUGUCCCUCCCAUCAUUGCCUCCUCCGUUUGUUUUCUGCUGGUCCAGCGGGACCCUCCAUUCUUUCCUGGCGCGGUGUGAAAUUCUGGACCUCAGUCCUGUUGUUGGAACUGGCUGGGGUUGAGGGGAGGUGGUACAAGACGGACCAGAGUUUCAAAGAUAACAAUAUAACUACUCUGCCGAUAUAACUACUAUGACAGUGGGUUUUAUUUUUUCUUUCCUUUUGCUUUGUUUGUUUAUAAUUGCUUCCUAUUGUGGCAAAUCAUUUUUAAGGACUGUGGAAUUAUAUUCCACAUUAUAUUCAUGCUGUUACUUCUACAUCCAUUGCCAUAGUCCUGAAAGGGAACCCAGUAAGGGAAAAUACAAAUAGAAGCUUAACAAUAAUUAAUAAAUGAUCAAUAAAAACAAGCACUCUAUAAUGUCAUGUUCACACUGACUGACUGUCAAGCUCACCCAAAAGAGAAGUGGGUGAAGAAUUAGAAGAACACCUAUUCAAAGGAAGUGAUGUCACUGUCAUGGAGAUGUGCCAUUUCAAUGAACCCGAAAUUCCCUCUCCUUACUCAUUCCAGGACUCCCUGUGUUGGUUCAUGAAUUCACACUGACUGAUAUAUGUAUACAUGUUUUUUUUUUAACCAUUCUUCUAGGUUGUGGUCCUGUAGUGUCUAUUCUCGGAUUUAUUUCCUUUUUUAAAAAACAAGAAACUCACAUUUUAAUAUUAAAUAUUUAUUGUAAAUGUUU
Messenger RNA from Electrophorus electricus (electric eel), 4395 nucleotides. The record is from RefSeq and is a predicted model, not a curated record. Lineage: Eukaryota; Metazoa; Chordata; Actinopteri; Gymnotiformes; Gymnotidae.